AUGGAGUUUAUUUAUGCACUGCUGGUGUUAGUACUGGCAGUUUUCGUUGCUGCUUUCAUAUUGUUAGUCGUGGGGACAAUUUAUUUUGAUCUCUCCAACUCAGAAAUCCCUCUUGGAGUGGACCAGCCUGUAAAGCUCCGAAUCGUUCAUAGUAUUUUGAUUGGCACAGCGGUUCUGGGGAAGAUUUUGGAGAAGCUGGGUCUGUGCAGUCAACUUGGCUUCACCCGCUAUAUGCGACGGGGAAAGAAAUUAGGGGAGGACCCAAAGCUCUUCAUCAAGGACCUGCAGUUUGGGAAGGUGCCAGUGAGGAUUUACCAGCCUAGAGCGCCUUCUGCUGGCCGGAGGAGAGGGGUCAUCUACUUUCAUGGAGGAGGCUGGAUGUUUGGAAGCAUUGAUUCCUAUGAACCCGUAUGCCGCUACAUCGCCAGAGAAAGUGAAUCGGUGGUCGUGUCUGUUGAGUAUCGUCUGGCGCCAGAGCACACGUACCCAGCACAGUACGAGGACUGUCUCACUGCUACCACACACUUUAUGAAGACUGCAGAAGACUAUGGAGUGGAUCCUGCCUGUAUUAUCAUUAGUGGGGACAGUGCUGGGGGCAAUCUUGCUGCUGCUGUUUGCCAAACACUAGUGAGUAGACCAGACCUUCCAAAGGUGCAUGCUCAGGUCUUGAUCUAUCCAGCCCUCCAGGCAAUAGACUUUAAUUUGCCCUCAUAUCAGCAAAACUGUGCAGUCCCCAUCUUGUUCAGGGAACGUUCAGCUUUUUAUGUUCUGCAGUACCUCAAGGGGGAUGCGUCAUUUUUGGAAGAUGUCCUGGAGGGUUCCCAUAUGCCUGUAGAUGUAAAAUUGAAGUUUAGAAAAUGGCUAAGUGCAGACAAUAUCCCUAAGGAAUUUAAGGUCAGAGGGUACAAACCAAAGGUGCCCAUCGAAUGCUCAAAUGAAGUUUAUGAGGCAGUUAGAAAUUUUUGUGAGCCAGCCUUUUCCCCACUUCUCGCUGAAGAUGCUGUUGUUCACCAGCUCCCUGAGUCGUUCAUCUUGACCUGUGAGCAUGACGUGCUAAGGGAUGAUGCCCUGUUAUACAAGAAGCGAUUAGAGGACGGCAGUGUGCCAGUGACCUGGUACCACAUUGAGAAUGGAUUCCAUGGAAUCAUAAGCCUGUUUGAUAAUGGCAGGUUGUCAUUUCCUGCUGGAAAAAAGGGACUGGACAACAUUGUAAACUUUCUCAGAAGCUUAUAA
Messenger RNA from Emys orbicularis (European pond turtle), 1233 nucleotides. Its product is annotated as arylacetamide deacetylase-like 4. Lineage: Eukaryota; Metazoa; Chordata; Testudines; Emydidae. Bases 1 to 1233 code for a protein of 410 amino acids. The transcript has 4 exons. The record is from RefSeq and is a predicted model, not a curated record. Gene Ontology annotation, molecular function: carboxylic ester hydrolase activity; lipase activity. Gene Ontology annotation, cellular component: membrane.